Messenger RNA from Onthophagus taurus, 1056 nucleotides. Its product is annotated as dehydrogenase/reductase SDR family member 4-like. Gene Ontology annotation, molecular function: carbonyl reductase (NADPH) activity. Lineage: Eukaryota; Metazoa; Arthropoda; Insecta; Coleoptera; Scarabaeidae. The record is from RefSeq and is a predicted model, not a curated record.
UGCAUUCCAACUCUGAAGAUUAGACAACUAGUUAAUCAGCAAAAAUUUACUUUUGUUGGCCUAACUUUUAUGUUUACUGCUUAAUUUAUUUCGCUAAUUUAAAUUCUUUAUAGCCGAUGAUCAAAGUUCAGAGAUUAAUAACAUUUAUAUAAAAUAAUUUCUUAAAAAAAAAUGUUAUUUAAUAAGCUUUUACUUUCAUCUCGCAAGUUAAUUUCUUCAGCAAGAAAUAUUAGUUAUGUUCCCAAAAAUAGAUUAGAUGGAAAAGUAGCAAUUGUAACAGCCUCAACAGAAGGUAUUGGAUAUGGAAUUGCUGAACGAUUAGGUUUAGAGGGUGCAAAAGUAGUAAUAAGCAGUAGAAAGCAAAAAAAUGUAGACGCUGCCAUCGAAAAGUUAAAAUCACAAAAAAUUGAAGCCACAGGAUUGGUUUGUCACGUAGGUAACCCCCAAGAUAGAAACAAAUUAUUCAAAGAGACUUUAGAUAAAUUUGGUGGGUUAAAUAUUUUGGUAUCAAAUGCAGCUGUAAAUCCAACUGUUGGAGGGGUUUUAGAUUGUGAGGAGCAAUCGUGGGAUAAAGUUUUUGAUAUAAAUGUCAAAUCUGCUUAUAUGUUAGCAAAAGACUCUCUUCCACAUUUAAGAAAAAAUAAAGGGGGAAAAAUUGUUUUUAUUUCAUCUAUCGCUGGGUACCAACCUUUUGAGGCCCUAGGUGUGUACUCAGUGAGUAAAACAGCAUUAAUUGGGUUAAGUAGAGCAGCAGCAGUACAAUUAGCAUCUGAAAAUAUUCAAGUGAAUUGUGUUGCACCUGGAAUUAUAAAAACCAAAUUUUCACAAGUGUUAACUUCUAAUGAUGGAUAUGGCGAAGAAACUAUGUCUGGAAUCCCAAUGAAAAGAUUUGGAGAAGUUGAUGAUAUAUCAGGGGUUGUUGCAUUUUUGGUGUCAAACGAUGCGAAUUAUAUAACCGGGGAGGUUAUUGUUCCAGCUGGGGGCAUGCAAUCGAGACUUUAAAAUCACCUUAAAUGUUUAAAUAUGAAAUUUAAUAAAAGUUAUUUUUUAAUUCUA